AUGGUUAUUGAGCCUAAUAGCUCUUUACAGUACUCACCUGUUACUUUACUUGGCUUUCAAAGUUUAUAUCCAAGUAUAAUGAUGGCUUAUAAUAUGUGUUUCUCAACAAUUCUCGGAAAUAUUCAUACAAGUGUGAGUAGUGAUAAUCAACACAUAAAUGAAAUUACUAACAAGCUUGGAACUAAAAAUAAUUAUCCAUGGUUUCAAAUGAUUGAUUGUAUAUUUAAAGAAUAUGCAAACAUUGAAUUACUAAGUUACCAUACAGAUAAUAUAAAUUUUAAUCGAAAUAUUAUGAAGAAAACUAUACGUCAAGGGCUAUUACCACAAUUAAUAGAUGAGAUAUUGAAAAUAAGACUUAUGUUAAAAGAAUGUAAAUCCUGCUAUGAAUUAUAUAGGGAAGAAAUAAUGAAUAAUUAUAAUCAGAAAACUAAUUAUGCUAAAAAUAAGCUUUCAAAUUAUUCAAUACAUGAAUAUUCUAGUGUUAUCAAAUCAAUAGACUCUACCCUGAAAUACUUAGAGUAUCGUCAAUUAGGACUAAAAUUAUUUAUGAAUAUAUUAUAUGGUUACGCAGCAGCUAGUUUUUGUGGUAGAAUACCUCUGAGUGACUUAGCUGAUUCAAUUAUUAUGACUGCAAGGGAUACAAAUGCCCAAAUUAUAUAUGGUGACACUGAUAGUGUCUUUGUUAAACUUGAAGGAAGGAGUUUACAAGAAGCUUUUACAAUUACAAAUAAUAUAGUUGAUACCGUAACAUCUAUGAACCCUUUCCCAAUCAAAUUAAAUACUCAAGGUGUACUUUUACCAUGUUUGCUUAUUUCAAAAAAAAAAUAUCCAGGUUUCAUAUAUGAAAAAAUUGGUAAUAUUUGGAAUGAAAGUACUCCAAAAUUUAUAUGUAGAGGUAACAAAAUUAUUAGACGUGACCAAUGCCAACUAGUAAAAUCAACAUUUUCAAAGGUACUAAUUGAUUUAUUCCAAAAUCGUGAUAUAUCUUCUGUUAAGAGAAUUUUAAUUAAUGUAAGAGAACAAAUAUUUUUAGACAAUAUUCCUAUAAACGAUUAUAUUUUUUAUGGAGGCCUUCACUCUAAUCAAUUCAAAAAGAAAAUAGUAAAUAGCUGCCAUUUAACACCCGAAUCAAAGAAUUUGUAUCGUAAUAUAGGCAAUUCUAUAAAAAAAUUACUUUUGGUUAUGGCACCCAGUUCAUUUGGAUCUGUUGUAUUUCCAGAAGAGACUAUACUUGGAUGGAAGCAUUUGACACCUUUGCUAUUGCUUUUGCUACCAUCUAAAUAUUCAUCUAUUAAAGCAAAUAGAACUAGUGAUAAAGAUACCAGGAUAUUUUAUCAAUGGCAUGUUCAUGAAUUAUUAAUAUCUGGUUUAGAAAAGCAAAAUAAUGAACCAAAGUUUUCAGUUGAUUUUUCUCGCUAUUAUAUAGAUUAUAUUUUGAAGCCACUAAACCGAAUUCUAGGAUUAAUACCUAUUCUAUUUAAGUCAUAUAUAUUAUCAAGAUUACACUUUGUUGAUAUAGAAGAUCUUGUUCCCAGCAAACAAUUAUGUACAACCCCAGCACUUAAUACUAAUAAAAUAUGUCAAGUUAGUAAUCCUUAUUAUCAUUGUAAGCAAGCUAGUAUAAACGAAUAUUUUUAUUAUAAAUGUAGUAUUUGUAAUAAAGUUUCUCAUAUAGCUAAUAGAAAAAGUAAUACUAGAUCUAAAUACAUUAUUUGUAAAUCCUGUAUGGAAGAUGGAGAACAAACUUUUGCUUUGAUUGGGAGUAAUUUAAAUAGUAUAGAAAAUAAACUUUAUAAAAUUAAUAAAAUUUGUCUUAACUGUAGUGGCUGUGGAUUUCAAAGUCCGUGCAUGCCACAAUGCAUGGCAUUGUCAAAUUUAUGGCAUAAAACUUAUUUUAUUGAGAAGGUAAAAUUAUUGGGGUUCAUUAUAUUUCAAUAA
Cryptosporidium muris RN66 is the source of this 1938-nucleotide messenger RNA. RefSeq names its product DNA polymerase family B, putative. The coding region runs from base 1 to 1938 and encodes 645 amino acids. Gene Ontology annotation, cellular component: nucleus; zeta DNA polymerase complex. Gene Ontology annotation, biological process: double-strand break repair via homologous recombination; error-prone translesion synthesis. The transcript is spliced from 4 exons. Gene Ontology annotation, molecular function: nucleotide binding; DNA-directed DNA polymerase activity; DNA binding. The record is from RefSeq and is a predicted model, not a curated record. Lineage: Eukaryota; Apicomplexa; Conoidasida; Eucoccidiorida; Cryptosporidiidae.